UUAAGCCUCGCAAUGGCGGAACCCUAAGCUAAUCCCGCGCUCCCCACCUCGCGCAGCGCGGAUGGACCAGCCGGCGCCGGACACCGGCGGCUGCCUCGAGGUCCGCCUCUUCUACGUGCGCCUCUCACCUCGCAUCUCCGGAGCUGCCGCCCCGCCCAGCCUCGCCCUCGCGCUGGCCAUCCACCCCGACGGCGGCGAGGCCUCCCCCUCCUCCAUCCCUCUCCGCCUCGACCGCCGCGACCCCUCCUCCGGCGAGGCCACCUAUGUCUCCACAGCGGCCGCGCGCCUCCCCCCGCCCGAAGCCACUUUCGAGGUCGCGGACCACCGGGGCGCCGCCCUCCUGCGGGGUUCCCUGCGCCGGCGCACUGACUCCAAGGCCGAUUCCCCCGCCUGGGCGAUCGACUGCGUCCCCUCCGCUGGAGCGGCGGCCUCGGUCUCCGCCUUUGAGGUCUAUGUUGCUGGGUGCUGCGCAGGCGAGCCAGCCGUCCUCACGCACGCACUGCGGCUCGCCACCCCUGAAGAAGCUGCAGGCGGGCUGGUUCGACGGCGAUCAGCGACUUUGACGGCUAUGGGUGAUGAAGACGACAACGACAUGAACAUAGGAACCAGGCCAUACCCUGAAGGUUGGUACUCCGAGGACGAGGACGGGCAACUUACAUGGUUCAAUGCUGGUGUUAGGGUUGGCGUCGGGAUUGGCCUGGGAGUCUGUGUUGGAGUUGGCAUAGGUGUUGGGCUCCUCAUGAGCUCCUACCAGGCAACGGCAAGGAACUUGAAGCGAAGGUUCUUCUGAAACUGUCAUGGCAAAGACAC
Messenger RNA from Lolium rigidum, 810 nucleotides. RefSeq lists its product as uncharacterized. The record is from RefSeq and is a predicted model, not a curated record. Bases 62 to 790 code for a protein of 242 amino acids. The transcript is spliced from 2 exons. Lineage: Eukaryota; Viridiplantae; Streptophyta; Magnoliopsida; Poales; Poaceae.